AUGGAAACGUUCCUCGCGACUCUGGGUCAAGUGCAGCAGACGUACUCUCAGUCGCGUCACCACGACAAGGCUCGUAGAUGGCUCAACACCUUUGCCGACAGGGUCGUUUAUUACGGGAACAUCAUCGACGUUUUGGUUCAACAUCACCCGGAAUACGCAUCCCUCGCAUGGGGUUUAUUCAAGCUCAUAUUUGUGGGAAUCAGCAAUCAUGCCACGACCGUGGCGAAACUCAGCAAAUCACUCUCACAGACAUCACUCCUCCUGCCGUCCGCUCAGUUGACCCUCUUUUUGUAUCCCACCGAGGCGCUUCUGACGACCGUGGCCAGGAUAUACGCUCUGAUCUUGAGGUUCUUGGUCGAAUCGAUCAAAUUCUACAAGGCCUCGCGCCUGCAGCACUCCAUCGACAGCGUAUUUCGGCCUUGGAAACUGCGUUUCCAAGAGACCUAUGACGAGAUUGCACAGCAUGCGAGCCACCUCAAAGAUCUGUCGAGCCUGGCCGCCAAAGCCGAGCUGCGGGACAUCCACCUUGACCUUGUCGAGUCACGCAAGGCUUGGGAGGACGUGAACGCACAGAUCGUGCACAUGAGGACCAACCAAGCGGGAAUGGAGGCCUUGAUUGCGACAAAGGUCGCCGAGCAGACUGCAUUGUUCUCGACUUUCUACACUGAAAUACGCCUCGACCUCUCUCAACAGAGGCAAACCAUUAACCAACUCCACCUAAAUCAGCUCCUGUCGAUGCCGUUCUGGCAGAACCUCCCCUAUUCCGGGGAGAGCUUGGAGUAUUGUCAAUCGAUGCGCCGGCGCCGGCGAAACUGGUCCCCCGUCGUCCUACCGCGAGAAGCUGACCUUCAAACCUGGGCCCAGGGCAAUCAGAGCAGUCUCCUCGUGGUCUCUGGCCAGAAUCCGGUGAUGGAAAAGGACUUUGUGGCAGAUAUGGCUCGUCUGAUUCGCGACCAGAGCUUCCCGGUCAUGUGGGCAUUGCGUUUCGCCAACCAUUGGGACCUUGACCUUACGACCACCGAUGUCCUGCGCGUCCUGGUGCUACAGGCACUCCAGAUGAAUCCUUCUUCGUUGACCGGUCACGGUUAUCCAGGCGCAGGAGCAGGACCACUUCAUCCUGUCACGCUUUCGCACCUGAGAGAGGCAGCAUCACCCGAGGACUGGCUUAGAAUCCUCGAGCGAACUCUCAAGGAUGUCCUCCGAGUCUUUAUCGUCCUUGACGGUGACCUCUUGUCGCAAGUGACAAGUUACGAUCGACAGGAAGUGGUAAUGUUUACAGAGCUUUUGAGGAACAAGAUCCCCGGCGUCUCGGUCAAGAUUGUGAUACCAGCAUCGAAUAUCACCCAAGACCACAUCGAGACGCUCGAAUUGCAAGGCGACUGUGUCAGGCUCUCCACUGAUGCGCACAACAACAGCAGGCCGCGGCCGAGAGCGAGGAAGCCAAAUCCCAUCAAGAGACAGCGAGUCUCGAACCACCUGACCGGUUACGUGACUAAGCGCCGGCAUUUAUAAAAAGGAGUCGGCUCAUCAUCUGAGUUUCUCAUCCCGGGCUCUCUGGUCGUCUGUGUGGCCUUGCAUUCUUUUGAUAUAUUCAUUGAAUUCCGUCGACACGGACAGAGCUUGUUCAAUGUGCGACCAGUCAAG
Molecule: messenger RNA, 1644 nt
Organism: Exophiala oligosperma
Lineage: Eukaryota; Fungi; Ascomycota; Eurotiomycetes; Chaetothyriales; Herpotrichiellaceae
Exons: 3
Coding region: 1-1512 (503 amino acids)
Source: RefSeq, a predicted model, not a curated record